This is a messenger RNA of Cyclocybe aegerita, 735 nucleotides long. The record is from the annotation of a GenBank genome assembly. Lineage: Eukaryota; Fungi; Basidiomycota; Agaricomycetes; Agaricales; Hemipholiotaceae.
AUGUCCCACCACCAUUGCUGCCACCACGGCCAUGACCACCACCACGACCAGCAUAAGGACUAUGCCGCGGCCAACAAGGAGCAUUUCACAGCGCAGCUCUCCGAUUUUGACAACCCCAAAUACACCGAACUCGCCAGACGCGCUGCUGCAGCUAUGCGGAAGCAGUACGCUUUCGACGAGGAGUCGACGGUGCUCAUGGACUUUGCAUGUGGCGCAGGACACAUUUCGAGGCAGUUAGCGCCUCAUACGAAAUCAAUAGUUGGUGUGGACAUCACCCAAGCCGCUGUCGACCUGUACAACCAACGUGUAUCAAACCAGGGCAUUCCACCAGAAGAAAUGCGUGCGGUUUGUGUCGAGCUCAAGGGAGAGGAUGGAGAACUCGACGGUCUGAAGUUUGAUGUCAUCAUCUGUUCCAUGUCAUACCAUCAUUUCGAGUCAGUGGAAGACAUAACGAGGACCCUCUCGUUCUUCCUGAAACCCGGUGCCGCUUUGCUUGUUUUGGAUAUCCUAAACACGCUAGAAGGUAACCCAGACCCGUCGGGCGCUGGAAAAACCCUGUUCGAUGAGAAGUUCCAUCACAUUGUGGCGCACACCUCCGGAUUCAAGGAGGACCAAAUUCGAUCGAUGUACGAAGGCGCUGGGUUGACUUGCGCGAUGUUCGACACGAUGAAGGCCAGAUAUCACGGCCAGGAUCGAGCGUUCUUUUUGGCGAAAGGGAUUAAGGCUGUCUCAUGA